Tilletiaria anomala UBC 951 is the source of this 441-nucleotide messenger RNA. RefSeq lists its product as uncharacterized. Bases 106 to 327 code for a protein of 73 amino acids. The record is from RefSeq and is a predicted model, not a curated record. Lineage: Eukaryota; Fungi; Basidiomycota; Exobasidiomycetes; Georgefischeriales; Tilletiariaceae. The transcript has 2 exons.
CUCCCAUACCAUUCAAAUUGGACGUAGGUGCGAGGAGAGCAAGGGGGUGCUAGAGCCUGCGAACGGCAGCACCCAUCAGCAGACAACAACCAAGGCGCCGACAAGAUGUUCCAGAUUCCAGAUGCCCAAGCGAGCGUGCCUCCAGUAGCCCGCUCAUCCAGGCUCUCCUCAGCAUGCGCCAUGACCUCUCGUCGCGACUUGGCCGAAUGCUCGCAAAGUUCAGAACAGGCAGAGCGGCGGCCCGUGCGCUCCAGAUGGGCCACCCCACCGCACUCGUAUCGCACUUGCAUACAUAAUUCUCUUUUCUCGUCAGCAAAUCCCACUUAGCAUUCGUAGCUCUAUGCCGCUGUGAGCACGAAGAACCGGGCUUAGUCUUCUUGAGACGAUGUGCAAUACAGGCAUCUUAGCCGCAGACAAUCGCAAGUAACUCGCCCCUGCCCA